Molecule: messenger RNA, 606 nt
Organism: Parathielavia appendiculata
Lineage: Eukaryota; Fungi; Ascomycota; Sordariomycetes; Sordariales; Chaetomiaceae
Product: ras-domain-containing protein
Exons: 2
Coding region: 1-606 (201 amino acids)
Biological process (GO): small GTPase-mediated signal transduction
Cellular component (GO): cytosol
Molecular function (GO): protein kinase binding; GTP binding; GTPase activity
Source: RefSeq, a predicted model, not a curated record
AUGGACACGGUGCGGCAAAAGUUGAUCAUGGUAGGGCCUUGGAAAUGCGGCAAGACCGAAGCCCUCAUGACCUUCGCCCAUGGUAGGUGGUUCGGCGACGACUACUUCAGGCCAGGCAUUUUUGAGUCCUACGUCACGGAUACCGAGGUCGACGGCAAACACGUGGAACUGGCCUUGACGGACACUUCGGGGAACGAGGACUACGUCCGACUCCGCCCGCUGUCGUACCCCGACACUCGUGUCGUCAUUCUCGCCUUCGCCAUCGACCGGCCGAGCUCGCUGGAAGAGGCCUGUGCCUUGUGGGUCAGCGAAUCCACGCACUACUGUCCGGAUGCACCCACGGUGCUGGUCGGGUUGAAGGAAGACCUCAGGGACCAUCCUGGGACAAUCCGAGAGCUCGCGACGACGAACCAAAAGCCUGUGAGCUACCAGCAAGGGCUGGCUGCGGCAAGAUACAUCGGCGCAGCCGCUUAUGCUGAGUGCUCGGCAAAAAUGGUGAAAGGAGUGCAAGACGUGUUCAAGGCGGCAGCUCAACUGGCCCUAUACUCGCCCGACGGGACGCGGAAGGAUGUGUCGUGGAGGCAUCGCCUGUGCUCAGUCAUGUAA